Wasmannia auropunctata (little fire ant) is the source of this 1677-nucleotide messenger RNA. RefSeq names its product cyclin-L1. Bases 118 to 1380 code for a protein of 420 amino acids. Gene Ontology annotation, biological process: regulation of transcription by RNA polymerase II. Gene Ontology annotation, cellular component: nucleus. The transcript is spliced from 4 exons. Gene Ontology annotation, molecular function: cyclin-dependent protein serine/threonine kinase regulator activity. NCBI's taxonomy places the organism in Eukaryota, Metazoa, Arthropoda, Insecta, Hymenoptera, Formicidae. The record is from RefSeq and is a predicted model, not a curated record.
CUCAACGUUCAGCGUAGUCGGCGUUGCGGUGUCUCGUGUAUAGGUAGAGAGGUUACAUUCGCGUCGUGAAUCAUACGACUGCGAUUUGUAAGAUUCUCUUUCUGUGAAUUAAUCGAGAUGAACGCGAAGGAAAAUUCUACCGCGUCGACGACGAAGAGCACGAACGCACCGAACGCCAAGCCCUACGGUAAGAUCGUGUUGACGUUGCAAAACUGUCUCCUGCCCGACGAGAAGUUCAACUCCACCCCGUCGCAUUUGGAUGGUCUCGAUGCGGAAACCGAAACGGAUCUCCGGAUACUGGGAUGCGAACUUAUACAGACUGCCGGUAUUCUGCUGAAGUUACCGCAGGUUGCAAUGGCUACUGGACAAGUAAUAUUCCAACGAUUUUAUUAUAGCAAAUCUUUAGUUAGACACAAUAUGGAAACAACUGCAAUGGGUUGCAUCUGCUUAGCGAGCAAAAUCGAGGAAGCACCUAGGCGCAUCAGGGAUGUGAUCAACGUUUUUAAUCACGUAAAACAAGUGUCCAGUCAAAAAGCGAUACAACCCGUGAUUCUCGAUCAGAAUUAUGUAGCCUUAAAGAAUCAGGUGAUUAAGUCAGAGAGAAGGGUAUUGAAAGAACUGGGUUUCUGCGUUCACGUGAAACAUCCUCACAAGAUCAUAGUAAUGUAUUUACAAGUGUUGGGAUAUGAGAAGAAUCGCACGCUGAUGCAGCAGAGCUGGAACUACAUGAACGACUCGUUGCGUUCCGACGUAUUCUUACGUUAUCAGCCGGAAACAGUGGCAUGCGCGUGCGUUUAUCUGGCCGCUCGUCAAUUGCAGCUGCCUCUACCCACGUCGCCCGCUUGGUUCUCGCUGUUCAGAGUCAGCGAAUCGGCGAUCAAAGACGUGUGUCGGCGUAUAUUGCGUCUUUACUCACGGCCGCGCGUGCGACCCGAGCAACUGGAGAAACGCGUCGAGGAAUUGCGGCGUCAGUACGAAGAGGCUAGAACUAAGGCACGCGGUGGAGAUGUCGACGGGCAUACGCCGAGUCCGCCGUUGCCGAAACAUCACAACGCCUGGGGUGGAUUUAUCAGUCGCAGCGGCACACAUGCGGCUCCCGAAAGAACAAAGUCACCUAGACGCUCAAAAUCUCCAAGUACUUCCCCAUCACGAGGCGAAGAAACUAAGUAUUCCAGUAAGCGAAAAAGGCAUAGCAGAAGUAGAUCUCGAAGUCACAGUCAUGGUAGAUCUAGUAAGCCCAAAAAGACCCAGCGCAGACGAUCGGGUAGCCAUAAGUCGUCACGAAGAUCGCGUAGUUACAGAUCACGAAGUCGAUCUCGGGACAGGGAUUUGGAGAAAUCGAGUAAACACCGUAGUAAGCGUAGUAGACGGCUACACUAAAUAUUGACGUAUAGCCAGAAUUAUUACAUUAUAUUGCGAUAUAUCACGAUUUAAUUAAUUGUAAUCAAUUUGUAACAUACCGCGAAAGCUUUUAUAAGCUUACCGCAAUUCCUUUCGGAAAAUUAAUACUUCAUUUUUCGAGAUUAUCUUGAUAGGUUUCACAUAGCUACCAGUAAUAAAUUAUACACUGCAUUCUUGCAAACUUUGUUUUUCAUUGUUUAUAAUUUAUAUUAAAAAUUAUGAUAUAGGCCAAUAAUUGUGUAAUUCUUUUAAAUACUAAACUAAAUGUAUAAAGCA